Gymnodraco acuticeps is the source of this 3371-nucleotide messenger RNA. RefSeq names its product neural cell adhesion molecule 3 (gene ncam3). NCBI's taxonomy places the organism in Eukaryota, Metazoa, Chordata, Actinopteri, Perciformes, Bathydraconidae. The record is from RefSeq and is a predicted model, not a curated record. Gene Ontology annotation, biological process: cell adhesion. Gene Ontology annotation, cellular component: membrane; neuron projection.
ACAGACCCUCUCCCCAUCAUACUUACAGCAUGUUUGGUGGAUAGGAAAACAGCAGGUCAGCCUGAUACAGAGAUAUUUGUUAUUUAUAAACUAUAUUAGUUUUUCUCUCCAGCUGUGUUGACACAAAAACCAAGACAGACAAACUUCAGAGUUGUGAUUUGAAGUCGUACAGGAUUGUCAAACAGUAGUCAGGUGAACAUGACGGCCCUAUCAGCUCUCAUCCUAAAGAUGGCCUUUCUGCUGCUGCCUCUGCUGCACUGCACAGGUACGAUUUGUAAAUAACUCAAGGUUUUGUAAAGAUACGGUUUAAUACACACUGCAUGGCUGAAAUAUGUUAUUUUGAGCAAGGUAUGUGUUGUAUAGUGUAAUGAGGAAAUACAUUAGGCAAUAAUCAAUGUAUAUGUGUCUGUAUACAACUAAAAAGCAUGUUUCAGUUGGAUCCUGCCUGUUAAAACAGUUAGAAAAAACGUUUUCUACAUUUAAAAGUGACAUCUAUUUUACUGCUCUAUGUAACUUAAAAUAUAAUAUUGUGUUAUAAUAUUUUUUGUCACAACUAUUCAAUAAAGAACUUAAGUAUGUGGAUCAUAAAUCAUUAACUUAAUUGAAAGUCUCCCAUAGAACAAGAAGCAGGAUCACAUAUUGGUUUAUAAAUGCCUUUUGGAAAGAGCAGAAACAGGUGCAAAGUAUUUAUUCUCCUCUAGAUGCAAAGAUGGACAUCAUCACGAGUAAGCAAGAUGUUCUGUUGGGAGAAGAGAUCUUACUGCUUUGUAAAGCUGGGGCAGAGGGAGAAAUAAUGUGGCUCAAGGAUGGGGAAGAAAUUGUUGAUGAAGAGAAGGUGACAAAGCAGGAUGAGACUUCUUCUAAACUGCGCAUUAAGAAUGCAACGAUGCAGGAUGUGGGCAAAUAUAGCUGUGUGUGUGACUUUGACAGUGGAUACCAAGAUGACGUUUUUACACAGCUGUAUGUUUAUGAGGGUCCAUCAUUUGGAAGCACAAACACCUACUACCAUGAAUUUCUGGAGGGCACAGAUGGCAUUAUGCCAUGCCUGGUGAUGGGCCAGCCAGCCGUGGAUGUGCACUGGCUCAGAGACGGAGAGGAAAUCUCCUCGAAUGGAGGAAAGCGUGUGCGUCGGCUGCCUGACAACACAGUCCUGAUUGAAAAAGUGAAGAGGAAGGAUGCUGGGACGUAUGUGUGCCGGGCCCAGAUCAGAGGAAGGCCCAUCUAUCAGCAACUCCCUUUCUCUGUUGUCGUCAAUGCUCCUCCUUCUGUGCGUCUGAGAGAAGAGGUGAAAAAGGUUCUGGCCGGACCAGAGACCAACGUUUCCCUGCUGUGUUUGGUGGACGGUCUACCAAAACCCAACAUCACCUGGAACAUGCCGGUGACCUUUGACCCCUUACAUCAUCAGUUUAACUCGGACCGUAGCCAGUUGACUAUAAAGUUUGUUGCCAGGGGCGACUACGGAGAGUACAUCUGCACCGCCACCAACAAGAUCGCUGAGAGCACCGCUACAUUCAUGCUUCAUGUUUAUGAGGCCCCAGAGGUGUUUGUGUCAGCAGAGCAGCAGAGUGUGUCAGUGGGCGAGCGUGUGUCUGUGUCCUGUAACGUCUCCGGUCAUCCUCAGCCUGAGCUGCACUGGCUCAACAAGCAAAAUGGACGCACACUGGACUCUGGCUCUGGUCAUGUCCGUGUUGAAGAUGGUGCGUUGGUGAUUGAUGAGGUAGUGCCCUCUGAUGGUGGACUGUAUUCCUGCAUGGCUGUCAGCAACUCGGGAAACGCAUCGAGAGACAUUGCAAUAUACACCAAAGUGAGCAGCAUGACAAAAGGCACCGUGUUUGGCAUUGUCAUGGUGAUCUUCCUGGUUGUAUUCCUGGUGGUGGACGCCACCUGCUGCUACAGAAACCGCUGCGGCCUGCUUAUGUCCAUCUCUACGAAACUGUUUGGACAGAAGGUCCCAGGCCUCAAAAUGCUUGAAGAAGGAGAGGGAACCACUAAUGGAGAAGUGAAGCUGAAUGGCUUAUCCACUCCGAGAGGCAGUGUGCAAAAUGCGGGGGUGCAGACAUUCCCUAAGGAGGGGGGGGGGGGGGCGCUGCCAGACAUCACCUGCGACAAAGCCUCCCUUACCAAACACGAGAAAAAACCGCCAGGAUCAGACACUGCCGAUGCAUGAGGCCAGAUUUCGGAAGAAAAAAUAAAUGAAAUAAAUAAAAGUGUGAAUAAUUUAUAGACCCAAAAAAAAGAUCAAUACAAAACAAGUCUUCACUGACAGACUGGAGGGGAAAUCCUGAUUGUUGAGGUUUGUUAACACUUGGUGGUUUCACACAUCUGUGCUGUUAAAGUGAGACGACAGCUGGUUAACUAUCUCUUAAAGUUAAAACUAAAACUGACACAGACUUCAUGCGGGAGGUGCCCUUUGUUGUUGUUGUUGUUGUUGUUGUUGUUGUUGUUGUUGUUGUUGUUCUGUGUACUUUGAAUUAUAUUAGGAAAAAGGAAAAGUUCAUUUACAGGGUAAUCGUGAUGUCUGUGUUUUACAGGGUAAAAUGAUUUGUGUUAGAAAAAAUGAAACAUUUUCUAAAAGUCACAAUCAAUGUUUACCUUCAACAUUUUAAAUGUUGCACACUGACAGAUGGUCUCAUUUUAUUUCUACUCAAAUGCAUAGAAAAUAGGUUUUAUAUGUUAAUGAUGCUUUUUAUAUCUUUAUUUUCUUAACUAUUUUAUUUACAUGCAUCGUGGCGGCUCUUCUGAUAUAAAUGUAAGCAUUAUACAUCUUGUUCUUUUAGAUUAAAUAACACUGUUUAUUCUGAUACUGACAUGUAUUUUCAGCUUGAACUAAACAUAUAUUACCUUUAUGUAAUCAUCAAGCACUAAUAUGUAUUGUUUUAAACCGUAAAUGAGAGAUAUUUAUCAUGAGAGGCUUUAAACUGAAGCCAUAUUUGACUUAACCAGAUUUACAAAGCAUUUUUUGUGUGGAAGAACUUGUAUAAAUGGUUGGCAACUACCACUAGAAAGGACUUGUACUAUACAUUUAUUAAUUAAAUAUUUUUGGAAAUAUCCAUUUUAAAGUAAUAAUAGGCAGCAUGUCAAACGUAUACACAAAACACAUAUAUAUUCACUUAGUGAAGCUCUAAGGUAUUUUGGACUUGUAUAUUCAUAUGUACAGUAAACAAAUAUUCAAAGGAAAAUUGUCAAAAAUUGAACCUGCAGCUUUAAAAAAAAGAAAAAAGAUACUUUGAUAUAAGUGACCUGGCCAUUUUAAUGACGUGUUUUGAUCCUGUUGUAAUAUUGCAGUGAUCACUAUCUAUAUAGUGAUCUAUAUGUAUAUAGGCCUAUUGCUGUAGAUACACAUGUUGUUACAUCUUUGUGAUUCAUAAAAA